Messenger RNA from Hippoglossus stenolepis (Pacific halibut), 1607 nucleotides. RefSeq names its product seven in absentia homolog 2 (Drosophila)-like (gene siah2l). Gene Ontology annotation, biological process: multicellular organism development; proteasome-mediated ubiquitin-dependent protein catabolic process. Gene Ontology annotation, molecular function: ubiquitin conjugating enzyme binding; ubiquitin protein ligase activity; zinc ion binding. The transcript is spliced from 3 exons. The coding region runs from base 53 to 1048 and encodes 331 amino acids. The record is from RefSeq and is a predicted model, not a curated record. Gene Ontology annotation, cellular component: cytoplasm. Lineage: Eukaryota; Metazoa; Chordata; Actinopteri; Pleuronectiformes; Pleuronectidae.
UGGCAGCCGUCGGCAGGCGAUACAAACAGCCGCCAUGUUGUGAAGCAGCUGGAUGUUCCCGCCGCUGGACGCCAUGAGCAGUCCGUCCUCAGCCGGAGGACCCGGAGGACCCGGAGGACCCGGGGCGACCGGAGGACCCGGGGCGGGCAAAGCAGGCGGAGGGAAGCCUGGCGGCUCCGGAGGCGUCGCCGCCGCUGCUGCCGCCUCCGGUGUGAACUCCGUCACCGGGUCGGACUCUGCCCCUCCUGCCGCCGCCGGGUCCCUGCUCCCGGCCGGACCGAGCCGGCACCCCGCGGGGCUCGCGGCUCUGUUCGAGUGUCCCGUGUGUUUGGACUCCGUCCUGCCGCCCAUCCUGCAGUGCCAGGCCGGGCACCUGCUGUGUAACCUCUGCCGCCAGAAGCUGAGCUGCUGCCCCACCUGCCGGGGCCCGCUCACCCCGAGCAUCCGCAACCUGGCCAUGGAGAAGGUGGCCUCCACGCUGCCGUUCCCCUGCAAGUACUUGUCGGCCGGCUGUCUGCUGUCUCUUCACCACAGUGAGAAGCCCGAUCACGAGGAGGUGUGCGAGUUCAGGCCGUACACGUGUCCGUGCCCCGGGGCGACCUGCAAGUGGCAUGGCUCGCUGGAGGCCGUCAUGCCACACCUGAUGCACGCGCACAAGUCAAUCACGACGCUGCAGGGGGAGGACAUCGUCUUCCUGGCGACAGACAUCACUCUCCCGGGCGCCGUGGACUGGGUGAUGAUGCAGUCGUGUUUCAGUCACCACUUCAUGCUCGUCUUGGAGAAGCAGGAGAAGUACGAGGGCCAUCAGCAGUUCUUUGCCGUCGUGCUGCUUAUUGGCACCCGCAAGCAGGCCGAGAACUUUGCCUACCGCCUGGAGCUCAACGGCAACCGCCGCCGGCUCACCUGGGAGGCCACACCACGCUCCAUCCACGACGGGGUGGCGGCCGCAAUCUUGAACAGUGACUGCCUGGUGUUUGACACCUCUAUCGCCCACCUGUUCGCCGACAAUGGUAACCUGGGAAUUAACGUCACCAUCUCCAUGUGCUGAGGGAGCAGCAGUAUCGGCAGGCGCAUCACAACAGAGACACGCUGCAGGAUCAGUCUGAGAGCUCAGGCGGUGUGGCGUUCACCUUCUGUCUCUGUCCGAGCUGGACUGUAAACGUCCUGUGAUGAAUGACGAGACGGCGAGCUUCGAAAGUGGAGGAUUCACCACCACGAAGAGCAUCGUGCGUCUGUCAGACCCGCUGCUUCGACCGGCGACGCCUGAGCUGGACAGAGGCCGAGCUGUACGGAGUCAGGAACGAUUCAUUGGAGGAAACAAAUAAGCAAAUUCUCCACGAGCUUCUGUCAGGCUCGUCUGACUUCCUGUGGGCGUGUUCAUGAUAUGUUCGCUGUGGUCAGCAGAUCGGCUUCUUUCAGGCAGGAUCGAGGUCACGUGUUCAUCAGCAGACUCUUCGUACAACAUUUUUAACUUAACUUCAGAGCUCGCUGUCAUUUGUUCCUUUGACCAAAAAUGAAGCUCAGAGUGUGUGUGGAUUAAACUGUGUAUUUAUACAGAAAAUCAAUAGAUUAAAUGUUUAUACAUUGAAUAAAUUGAAAGAACAGUG